UUGGCACAGACUUGUUUGGUUGUCAAGGUUUUGUCAUCUUUGAACGCUACAGCCAGGCCAGAGCAGGAGUCAUGUCGAUCACCUUUAACUUUGAGGAUUACUUCUACCCAGAGAAUGACACCAUCCAUGACAAUCACACACCCUACGUGGUUGAUCCAAAGACAUCACCAUGUGAGACAAGACCACUGGAUCCUACACCAGCUUUGGUCCUGUGUUCGAUCCUCAUAAUCAUCUUUUUCCUGGCGAUACCAGGGAACCUGAUGGUGGGAUGGGUGAUUGGCACCAGCAGACAGGCGCUGACUCCAUCAGAUGUGUACUUGUUUCAUCUGACGAUAGCGGACGGUCUGAUGGCCCUCACCAUUCCGUUCUGGGUUGCAGCACUGGUGAAAGGGUGGAUCUUUGGUGACUUCAUGUGCAAGUUCCUCAACCUCAUCUUCGAAGCAAACUUCUACACCAGCAUCCUCUUCCUGGCCUGUAUUAGCAUCGAUCGUUAUCUCGUGAUUGUGCAUGCAGCUGAGAGUCUCAGGAGUCGUGAGAGGAUGUGCAGCAGGAUCCUCUGUGCAGCAGUGUGGGCUUUCGGUGGGGCCCUCGCCCUGCCUGCACUUUUUAAUGAUGCCACCAAGCUAGAGCCUGACUCAAAGUGGAUGAUUUGCUCGGAAAACUUUGACAUCGGCAGGGCCUCUUCAUGGAGGCAUUUCACCCGAGCCUUCCUCCAUAUUUUUGGCUUCUUCCUUCCUCUGGCUGUCAUGAUAACCUGCUACAGCAUCACCAUCGCAAGGCUGCUAGUCACUCGAGGUUUUCGGAAGCACCGUGCCAUGAAGGUGAUCUUAUUGGUGGUGAUUGCAUUUCUGCUGUGCUGGACACCGUACCACCUCACCAUGAUGGUGGACACAGCGCUGAGGGCUGAUCUGAUAUUGUUUGACUGUGCCAUGAGGAGGUCAGUGAACCUGGCAUUGCGUGUAACUAACAGCGUGGCUCUGCUGCACAGCUGCAUCAACCCUGUCCUCUAUGCCUUCGUGGGAGAGAAGUUCAGGAGGAAUAUGAUGCUAGUUCUUCAGAGGAAAGUCCGACAGGAGAGGGCGUCCGGGUCAAAGUUCAGCAGAUCCACAUCUCAGACCUCAGACAACAACGGAGCUGUUCUCUAAAACAUCAGUGGACUUUUUCAAUAGACAGUAUAAGCCCGGAUUUGUCAAGGCUUUUUCGUCCAGAAAGGAAGUUGCACUCCAAAAUUUCGCUCUUAAAAAAAGCAAAGAUGUGAAAAGAACAAGAUGUUCUGCUCCCCACAUACUGGAAAUUCUCCCUCCAGCCUGUGCAACUGUGUAUAAUUGUGCAAUUGACACAGCAGGCCAGAUGAGAAUGUUCUGUAGGUUUGGAGAUGUUUUGUCAGAAAAGGACAAAUUUAAAUUUUGACCGAAACUGUUAAAGCAUCGUACAGUUUAACAUAUUACCACUGUACAGAAAAAUUUUAAGACAAAGUAAGAAUAUGAGGUUAAAGAUAAAUGAUUUCUCACAGUGUUUGUCUCACUUGUUGUCUCUGUUAAUUAUCUCUACUGUUGCUUUAUUGGUGCACUGCUGCCAUCUAUUGAGUUUACUUGUGUCUACAUCCAGAUUUUUAGCCUGUUUUAGUGAUUGUAAGCAUUUGGAGUGCAUUUAUACAGUAAACAUGUCAUGAUCCAGCUGGUGUUUCUGUCUUUAUUUAUAUAUGCUAUUCAUAUAUAUCUAUAAAGUUUAUGUAAACUAUAUACUGCUUUCAUUGUCAGUAAAAUGCUUCAAAUGCUAUUCACAUUUUAGGUUUUGCCAUGUAAAUAAAUAAAAAAUAAGUGGCUUUGCAAUUUUUCUUGCAUUCAUAUUCAUAAUAUUUUACGGAAAGUAUUGCAACAGUGUGGACCAGUUGGAUGGUCACUGAGAAAUGGCACACUAACCAAUUAAUUAAUUGAUUAUUCAUUGUUAAUUAUUCUAACAGCAGUCUUUUCUGUUUUUCAAAUGACCACAAUUAAGUCAACUU
Molecule: messenger RNA, 2005 nt
Organism: Chelmon rostratus (copperband butterflyfish)
Lineage: Eukaryota; Metazoa; Chordata; Actinopteri; Chaetodontiformes; Chaetodontidae
Product: C-X-C chemokine receptor type 2-like
Exons: 2
Coding region: 72-1145 (357 amino acids)
Biological process (GO): neutrophil chemotaxis; G protein-coupled receptor signaling pathway; immune response
Cellular component (GO): membrane
Molecular function (GO): G protein-coupled receptor activity
Source: RefSeq, a predicted model, not a curated record